Molecule: messenger RNA, 5283 nt
Organism: Fraxinus pennsylvanica
Lineage: Eukaryota; Viridiplantae; Streptophyta; Magnoliopsida; Lamiales; Oleaceae
Source: the annotation of a GenBank genome assembly
AUGGCGAAAUUGUCACAGUCUGAUUCCAGACGGAUGUACUCGUGGUGGUGGGACAGCCAUAUUAGCCCAAAAAAUUCAAAAUGGCUUCAGGAAAAUCUCACUGAUAUGGAUUCCAAAGUCAAAACAAUGAUCAAGCUCAUUGAAGAAGAUGCAGAUUCCUUUGCAAGGAGGGCGGAAAUGUAUUAUAAGAAACGUCCAGAACUUAUGAAAAUGGUUGAGGAAUUCUACAGAGCAUAUCGCGCAUUGGCAGAAAGAUAUGAUCAUGCAACUGGUGUCAUUCGCCACGCCCACCGGACUAUGUCAGAAGCUUUUCCAAAUCAAGUCCCCCAAUUAUUUGCUGAUGAUUCACCUGCAAGUUCUGUGUCUGGGACUGAUCCCAGAACGCCCAAGAUUUCAACCCCAGCACAUGCACUAUGUGAAGAGGAUAGUCUGCAAAUGGAUGCUCUGAAUUCAUCUGAUUCCCUCGCCCUCAAACAGAAUGGAGAAUUCACAGAUGAUUCUGAUUCCGUAACAAGAAGGAUUGUGGAAGUGAGAAAGGGUCUCAAUUUUGAUGAGGUAGAGGAGAAAGAAAAAAGCAGGCAGGACUCUGAGAAUCACAGUGUCAAGGAAGAAACACAAUCAAGAUCAGAGAAAGUGGGUGAAUCUGAGGGGAUACUUACCUUGAAGGAAGCCCUUGCCAAACUGGAAGCUGAGAAGGAAGCUGGCCUUGUGCAGUACCAACAGAGUUUGAAUAAACUGUCCAUUCUUGAGUCUGAUAUCGCUCAUGCCCGAGAAGUUUCCAGAGAGCUCAAUGAUCGUGCAAGCAAAGCAGAAAAUGAAGCUGUUAUCUUCAAGGAAGAACUGUCCAAAUCAGAAUCUGAAAAGGAAGCUAACCUCCAAAAGUACCAUCAGUGCUUGGACAAGAUAUCUAAUCUAGAGAAAAAUCUUUCUAGUGCCGAAGAGGAUUUGGAGGAACUCAAUGAAAGAGCUAGCAGAGCAGAAACUGAAGCGCAAUCCUUGAAAGAUGAGCUUACUGAGGUAGCUGUUGAAAAGGAUACAGCUCUCAAUAACUACAUGCAAUCUUUGGAGAUGAUAUCGAACUUGGAGAACAAAUUAGAAAUCACUGAAGAGGAUGCUAGAAGGCUGAAAGAGAGAGCAGAAAAAGCAGAAAGUGAAGUUGAAGUUCUAAAGCAAACCAUUUCCAAAUUGACUGAGGAGAAGGAAGCUGCAGCUCUCCAAUACCAGCAGUGCUUGGAGACAAUUUCUUGUCUAGAGAAAAAACUCACAAGUGCCCAGGAGGAGGCCCAACGGCUUAACGGCGAGAUAGAUUAUGGAGUUUCCAAGUUAAAGGGCGCUGAAGAGCAAUGUCUUCUAUUAGAAAGAUCAAACCAGUCACUUCACUCUGAGUUGGAAUCUUUGAUGUUGAAGAUGGGAACUCAAACUCAAGAACUUACUGAGAAGGAUAAUGAAUUGGGAAGACUUUGGGCUUGCGUACAAGAAGAACGCUUGCGUUUUGUGGAGGCUGAAACUGCUUUUCAAACUUUGCAGCACUUGCAUGCUCAAACUCAGGAAGAGCUGCGGUCUUUGGCUUCAGAACUGCAGAGGAGGGCUGAACUUUUGAAGACUGUGGAGUCCCAUAAUCAGAGUUUGCAAAAUGAAGUUCUACAGGUUAACGAGGAGAACAAGAACCUCAAUGAGAUCAAUGAAUCUUCAGCAUUGUCAAUAGAGGAUAUGGAAAAUGAGAUCACUGGCUUAAAAGGAAGAAACAGGAAACUUGAAGAGGAAGUUGAGCUUCGACUUGAUGAGAGAAAUGCUCUCCAGCAAGAAAUAUACUGUCUGAAAGAAGAACUGAAUGAUUUGAACAAGAACCACACUUCAGUUCUGGAGCAGGUGCAUGCAGUAGGCAUUAACCCAAGGUCCUUGGGAUCAUCAGUCAAGGAAUUACAGGAUGAGAAUUCAAAUCUGAAGGAAACUUGCUCUAGAGAACAAAAUGAGAAAGUAAAUCUCUUGAAGAAACUGGAAAUACUGGAGCAGCUUCUUGAGAAAAAUUCCAUAUUGGAAACCUCCUUAUCAGAUUUGAAUGCCGAACUAGGGGUAGUCAGAGGACAGAUGGAAGCACUGGAUCAAUCCUGCCGAUCUCUUUCAGAGGAAAAAUCCUCCCUUAUUGAUGAGAAGGACGCUCUCAUGACUCGGUUACAGGUGACAAGCGAGAAUCUGGAAAAACUCUCGGAGAAGAACUCUCUUCUGGAGAAUUCCCUUUCUGAUGCUCACGAUGAACUUCAAGCCUUGAAGGCUGAAUCCAAAAGCCUAGGAAAUUCAUACCAGUUACUCGUGGAGGAGAAGACUGUCCUAAUCAAUGAAAGGAGUGAUUUAACUUCUCAGUUGGGAACCACCCAGACAAAGCUAGAAGAUAUGUGUAAAAUUUAUGGAGAUUUGAAAGAGAAAUACAUGGCUCUGGAGAAGGAGAAAGAAUCCACUCUUGGCAAAUUAGAAGGGCUGCAGAUGUCAUUGGAUGUAGAAAGGCAAAAACAUGCCAAUUUUGUCCAAAGGAACGAGCAAAGAUUCACUGACGUCCAAGCUGAGAUGGAGCUUUUGCAGGAAGAAUCUCAACAAAGAAAGAGAGAACUUGAAGAAGUGCUGGAUAAUACUUCAAAUUAUGAUAUUGAAACAUUUGUCCUACGUAAGACUGUCGAAGAUCUAGAAGAAAAUAGUUGCUCCUUGCUGAUUAAGCAUCAGAAACUCGUAGAGGAAUCCAAUUUGUCAGAAAAGCUGAUUUCAAAGUUGGAACGAAACAAUGUUGAGCAAAAAGUUGAAAUCAAAUCCUUAUUUAAUCAAGCUACUAGUCUGAGGGAGGGAACUUAUGAGGUGUUGAAAGCACUCCACAUUGUUCGAGAUCACCCAUGCAAUGAUCAAAAUGGGCAAGACCAUAUCUAUCUCAACCAAUUGCUGAGUGAAGUUCUAGAUAUGAAGAAAUCCCUCCACCAAGCUGAGAUAGAAAAUCUGCAGCAGACAGUUGAAUUGUCAGUUCUUGUCAUGUUGAUUCGGCAACUAAGACUAGAGGCACAGAAUCUCGAGCUAGAAAAGAACACUGUUGAGCACGAGUUCAAGAUCAAGAGUGAGCAGUUCUUGAUGUUGCAGAGCAAGGUCCUCGAACUCCAUGAGACGAAUAAAGAAUUGUUGUCCAAAUUAAGGGAAGGGGAUUGCAAAGAGGAAGCGCUAAUGACUGAGAUAGAGGAUCUACACAGGAAGUUAAUGAACAUGCAAGAUGCUUGUCGGGUGGUUCAUGGAGAGAAUUUAGACCUUCGUGAAGAGAAAAUAUCCUUGACAGAUGAGCUCCUACUCUUGAAGCAAAAUAAACAUAUCCUACAAGAGGAAAAUUGUGUUUUGCAUGGUGAAAUGUUGACUCUAGAUUAUCUUUCCUUAAUUUUCAGAAACUGUAUUGAUGAGAAACAUGUUCUAUUGAGACAACUUGGUUCUGAUCUAAAUAAACUUCACGAUGUCAAUGGUGCUCUUAUGGGAAACUUAAGCUUAGCAGAAGGGAGGUUGGACAAAUUGCAAAUGGAAAAUGCCGACGUCAAGGAAGGAUUACUGAAGUCAGAGAAGGAAUUGAGGAUUUUCUCUAUCGCCAAAGAUAAUCUGACUAACCUGAUUGAAAAUGGAAAGAAUAUGUUACAUCAGAAGGAACUGGAACUUCAGGAAGCAGAACAAAAGGUAAAUCUACUGGAAAAUAAGAAUUUUGAGUUGAUUAAAAUUGUGGAAGGUCUAACUGUGGAGUCCAAUGAACUUAAGAUGAUCAGAGAAGGUCAAGAAAAUCAGAUUCUCAAACUAUCUGCAGAUAAUGACCACUUAAAUAUGGAGAAUAAUCGCCUGUGUGAAGUAAGUCAGGUAUUGGAACUUAAUCUGCACAACUUGCUCGGAGAGCAUGAAAAGAGCAAAGCCCAAGAAGAAAAUUUACAUUCUGAGCUGCAAAAGAAAAUAAAUGAGAUUGAUAUGUGGGAGAUUGAGGCUGCAUCUCUGUUUAAUCAAUUACAGAUGUCCAUUGUCAAUCAGCUUCUUUAUGAGCAGAAGUUUCAUGAGCUCAGUAAAACUUUUGUUGACUCUACAAAUGAAAAUGAAGGUCUCAAAACUCAAUUGGCUGCACAUGGCCCUGCAGUAAUUUCCUUGGAGGAAUGUAUAUCAUCCCUGGAGAAGAAUAUCAUUUUACCUGUCAAGCUUCAAGAUUCUGAAGAAGACAAAAAGGAGGAUUCUCAAGAGAGGAAUCAUGUCAUUGGAAACCAUCUGAUUGAAAAUGAAAAACCCGUGAUGCCCGACACUUUUUCAGGUUUGCAUAAUCUGCAGGUGAGGAUUCAAGCUAUUGAACAGGCAGCAGUUGAAAUAUAUCAACUAAGAGUUCAAGAAAGCGUUCAUCUCCAUGCGAAACUGGAGGCUGCAACUAGGCAAGUCGAGGAGUUAAAAUCCGAAAGUAGCCAAUAUAGGAGAAAUUUGAAGUCAUCAACUGAAAUUUCCGAGGUAGACAAUACACUUCUGACAAAAGACAUCGUGCUUGAUCAGAUUUCCGAAAGUUCGUCUUAUGGAAUUAGCAAGAGAGAACAGGUCGAACCUGAUGAUCAAACAAUUUCACCAACCACAGACAGAAAUCAUGAUUUUCACCCUGUUAAAUCAGUAAGGAAACAGAAAGGCGAGCAUCUUGUUUCAGACGGACUGACCGAGAAGGAGUUGAGUGUUGACAAGUUGGAGAUUUCAGAAAGAUUUACUGACCCCCUUCAAGAAGGGAGCAAGGGUAAGGCAUUGGAAAGGCUGAAUUCAGACAUUCAGAAAUUGGCAAAUCUUCAAAUUACAGUUCAAGACUUGAAGAGGAAACUCGAAGUUACUGAGAAGGGCAAAAGGGGAAAAGAUGUUACUGAAUGUGAGACACUGAAGGGACAGCUCGAAGAAGCUGACAUCGCCAUCAUGAAGUUGAAUGAUCUCAAUGGGAAAUUGAUAAAAAGUAUCGAAAACAAUUCUGUCCCAGAUGUUAAGUCCUCAUUCGACUCAGAAGAUGACGGGAAUGUCAAAAGGAGGAGAAUUCCCGAGCAGGCACGAAGAAUGUCCGAAAAAAUUGGGAGGUUGCAGUUAGAGGUACAGAAGUUACAGUUUGUUUUGUUAAAACUUGACGAAAAGGACAAUAAGGGAAAAACUCCGACAUCUGAAACAAAACGAAGAAUUGUUUUGCGGGAUUAUCUCUAUGGUGUGGGAAGAACCACAAACGGACGAAAGAAAUCACAUUUUUGUUCAUGUGUGCAACCUUCGACGACUGAAGAUUGA